UAUGAUUAAUCGAAUAGAAAAGAUCAAUUGAGAAUCCACUAAUCCAUAGUAUGGAACUUAACCUAAACGCAUCGUGCAUAUACUUUUGAAGUGUAAUAUUAUAAAUUACAUAUUUUAUCGUUUAUACAAGUUUUAUUUUGUAUUAUGAAAAAUAAUCAAAUAUUGUAAAUAUUUCAAAAUCGAGAAAACGACUGAUUGUGUCACAAAUUCUAUAUAAUUCUUGACUUAUAUAUAUUUGCAGACUGCAUGUUUAAUUUAUAACUUUCACAGUUUUAAGAAACAAUUUUUUUAUUAUAAUGGUUGAAAUGUUAGAUUGGGAGUAUGAAGAUCCUCUCACAAAAUUAAAUACACAAUUGAAUAAAUCUAUGGUUUUAAUUGAAAAUGUGAAUGAUCAUGCACAGUCAAAUAAAAGUAAUAAAACUAUUAAAAUAAAAACAAAAAGUACUUCACCCAAAGGAAACACUUCUAUGAAUGGUACAUAUAGAAAAAGUAUUCUAAAGAAAUCAGAAAGUAUAAAUAAUGAAGAAAGAAAUGUCAAGGAAAAUGUAACAGACACUAGCUUAGAAGUAGCUGCUGAAAUGACUUCAGAUAUAUUAACAAUUAAAUCAUCAUCAUCAUCAAGACCACAAAAUCUUCAAGAUUUGAUGAAAGAAGAAACUUUAACAAUGGAAUCUGCAAGUUCUUGUUUUAAUUUUGAUGACAUAUCCGACAAUGAAGAUAUCUGGAUUAUGGAUAUACCUAAAACAAUAGACCCACAAAAAUUAAUUGGACAGACCUUAGUAUUAGGAGAUAAAUCAAAAUUUAGAAUUGGAGAAGAAAAAUACUGUGCUGUUAAACGAGAUUUGAAACAAGACAUUACUUGCGUGUUUGGUACCGGUAAAAUAAACUCGCAAUAUAAAGCAGUUAAUAUAAAACCAGCAGGCUCUAUAACAAUUAGGAGAAAAUUAUCGAGUGUACCAAAAAUUAAACCCAUAUUGUUAGAAAAUUUAGGCGUUCCAUUCCCUGAAAAUUUGAAAACGCGCCAUCCAUUGUUAGGUGUUGUUUCUGAGAAUAAAUCCAAAAAAGUAUUAAGAAUGAGUGGAUCGAGUAAUAAGAAGAGAAAGUCAUAAUGAUAACAAAAUGACUACUAUAAUAUACAUAUAUGCCUCUUUUUUAAAUAUACAAUAUACAGUUUAUAUGCAUAAAUUGUUGAAAGCGACGUAUUACCAUGUAAUUAUGACCUAAGUAUAAUUAGUAAAGAUAUUGAAAUGAC
Molecule: messenger RNA, 1252 nt
Organism: Vespa crabro (European hornet)
Lineage: Eukaryota; Metazoa; Arthropoda; Insecta; Hymenoptera; Vespidae
Exons: 4
Coding region: 297-1109 (270 amino acids)
Source: RefSeq, a predicted model, not a curated record